Molecule: messenger RNA, 2212 nt
Organism: Nezara viridula (southern green stink bug)
Lineage: Eukaryota; Metazoa; Arthropoda; Insecta; Hemiptera; Pentatomidae
Source: the annotation of a GenBank genome assembly
ACAUUUCUUCAUCACUUGACAAAGUAAGCGGGUCACAAUGGUUAUUUAUAUAUGAUAUAUUUAUUGAAUCGAAAGUGUUUUCUGUAAUAUUAAUUUAUGCUCGUAGUUAAUUUUAAGAUUAGGUUUGGUUUUCAGAAUGGACAUUGUAGGAAAUUUGCCUCAAGAAAUUAGUCAGCAUGUUUUGUCAUUUCUAACACCCACAGAGCUUUUUAAAUGUUUUCAUGUUUGUAAGAAAUGGUAUAAUUUAGCUAAUACAGAUUUCCUUUGGAAAAGGCAUUGUGUAUUAGAAUUAUUAUUAAGUGCUGAUACAAACAUACCUCUGUCGAGUUCAAAUGGGCCACUCUGCAAGUGGGGAAGUAUCUAUAGAUCUUUCAAAAGGAAAGUUAACAGGUGGGAACAUGAUUGUGCCCAGUGUUUCAAUGUUACUCUUUCUAGUUUAAACUCUGUCAUUGCUUUUGGUGAAUUGUCUUUUGUAGUAUACUACUUUUUACCUCUUGAGUCACAUCUGGAGAAAUUAUAUGUUUAUCGAUUAUGUGAAGAAAAAGUAAAUUGUGAACAAAUAAUUGAAUUAGAGUUACCUGGCCGGGGUAUUGUUCAGUUGAUCACAAAUGACAUUUACACAUUAGUUUCCAGAGAUAAUUUUAUUUUAUGCUUUAAGAAAACUCCUGAAAAACAUAUUACUUAUGUUGCUAUAUGUCUAAGAUCAGGUGUUUUAGAAUAUACUACCGAAGAUAUUAUAUGUUUUAUAAAUGCUAAAAGUUGUCUUGAUCGAGAACUAAAUAUCAGAGAACUAUGUAAUAGUUAUCUAUGGUUUGAAGAUAGCAGUAAGACUAUUCAUGUUUUUAAUUUAGAAACAAAUGAAUUUUUAAAAAUCAGUCCACUCCAGGAAAUGAAACGUAUGUGUAACUUAAUCACAACAUGGUCAGAAUCUGAGGUAAUAGUUUAUUCUCCAGGUGGUGAAGUUCUUUUAAAUUUGCCUAUUGAUUAUGUCCAAGAUGUAUUUUUGAAUAAAACUACUCUUGCUUGUCUCCACCCUGCCAAAGGGCAACAUACAAGAGUACUACAAACAUUUGAUGUCAAGAGUGGCGAAAAACUUAUGCAAAAAAAUGUCAUGAGGUUUGCCGAUAUUACUCUUCAUUCAAGUUAUGAUUCAAUUUAUAUUUUAGAAAGAAGUAGUCGUGAUUUAUAUAGGGUAAGUUCUCUUUGUGCUAGGACUGGACAAAUCCAGUGGAAUGUAUCCUUACCUAAUAUGUUUUAUAAUCUUUGGCCUGCCAUUUUACACGUUGUUUCUUAUAAGCAUUUGUUCGUUUGGCCUUGUAACAAUAGAACUGAUAGAUAUUCUAUUUUUAAUCUGAAGACUGGUAAAAUGCUUUAUGCAAGCUCAAAUACAGGAAGUAUACAAUAUAUAAACGAAGGUGUGUGUAUUUCUGUAGAUGGUAAAGUGGUUCAUAUCAAAAGCUUUUUGUGAUAAAUUCAUUAAAUAUAAUUAUAUUUAUAUACCAUUUUUCUCAAUGGCAUACCACCAGUUGUAGAUACCUUUUAAAAGAUCUAAAUUAAUUAGGAAAUUAAAUUAUUGUUACUUUUGCUAUUAUAAAUUUAUUUCUGUAACAAAUGUAGUCUCCUACAUUUUGUACUUUCAGAUUACAUGGAAUCUAUUAGCAUAUGAUUCCUACUCAUAGUUUAUUUGUUAUACAUUUCUAGUAGUUUAAUAAACCUGAAUCAGUAUUAAUGUUUAAUAGUUACUUAUAAUGUGGACAAAUUUCAGAUUUUGUGUAUGUGUAAUUAUAUUAUUUCCACAGACGUUUAUUUUUAAUAAAUUAAAUUUAAAAUAUAAUAAUGUUAAAAUACAGUUAGCAGUCUUUGAUAUUAAUUAUUUAUCUCUUUGUUCAUAUUCUAACAAACCUUUUUCCUUUCUUAUCCUUAUAUUUAAUGAUUUCGAUAGUUUAUCUAAAUAUUUUUGAUUGCUUGUAUGUACGUAUUUACAUAUUUAUAAAAUUAUACUUAUUCCAAUUAAGUGAUGCUGUCUUAUGCUUUGUUUUUUUUAAGAUAUAAAAUUGGUUUAAUGCCAGUUCUAGUGUAGUUUCAAUCAUGACUUAUUAGUGAUGGAUAAUAGCAUAUUUUGUGAAACAGUUAGUGACCCUUAUAAUUUUAAAGUGAGAUAAGUUGGAAAAUUUGUAACAAAAUUAAUGAAAUAUAAACAUGCAUGUGCAAA